AUGGCGCUAGAUAGUGUACCGGCCAAAAUCAUCGCCAUGAUGAAGGCCUACUAUCGUUCCACUACUGCGAGAGUCCUGGUCCGUAACAAUUUUUCCCAACCGUUCGGUAUUCGAUCUGGCGUCCGACAGGGUUGUAUCCUGUCACCCAUACUGUUCAACUACGCUACUGACUGGAUCCUCGGGAGGGCCCUACGCGACAGUGACGGUGUUGAAUUUGCACCCGGACAUCGACUGACUGAUCUCGACUAUGCCGAUGAUAUCGCCUUACUUGCUUCAAGUUUUGGUGAUCUGCAGUCUAUGGCGUCACGAGUGAACGAGGUCGCUAAAUCAGUCGGUUUGUCCAUAAAUGCUGGUAAGACCAAAGUAUUCUCAAGCUGCAUCCCUGACCAGGAGAAGGCACCCCUGGGGAUUGAUGGCUGUCAGCUUGAAGAAGUGGACAGUUUUAAAUAG
Messenger RNA from Spirometra erinaceieuropaei, 450 nucleotides. Lineage: Eukaryota; Metazoa; Platyhelminthes; Cestoda; Diphyllobothriidea; Diphyllobothriidae. The record is from the annotation of a GenBank genome assembly.